AUGGACACGCCCAACCACGACGAGAUUGUGUCCGACUCGCUGGACGACGACGUCAAGGACCUUCUCAAGAAGUUCGAGGCCGAGUACGAGGCUCUUCGCCGGCGAAAGAACCGCGACAAGGCCGCCAAAACCCCCGCUACCCCUGGGACGCUCCCGCCUCCACCCCACCCAUUUGCCGCCAAUGCCCCCCAAUCGCCACCGCUGCUGUUUCUUAACAAACUUUAUCAAGCAGCACGUACGGAUCUGACCCCGUCAAUCGAUUACGGCGCUCGGGUGUUUGCCUGGGACACUACCAACACCGCCAAGAUUGAUGACGGGAACCCGCUGACGUGCCUGCUUUCGAAGACGAAGUUGCGACGGAGAUUCUACGCGGAAAAGGACCUUGAACAGUUGAUAACGGAGCCGCAAAUCAAGCUUUUAUCGGUGAAUAAGCUCUUUGCCAAGUGCAAUCCAGGAAACCGGUUUACUGAGCCUCAGUAUACCAAUUGGGCUCUCACGGGGAUUAUCACCUAUAAAUUGCCUGCUCCUCGAUUUACUACGGCCAACGUGAAAUAUUUCAAAGCGAAAGUGGGCGAUUACAAUAACCAGGUGGAGGUGAUGUUUUUCGGGGCUGCCUGCGAUAAGUACUGGCGGCUCCACCCUGGCGACGCCGUUUGGGUUCUUAACCCCUCAGUAAAUCGUUAUACGCUUAACGGCAAGCUGGGAUUUACUCUCCACGUCGACGAACUGCCCCAGGAACUGGUGCUUGUCGUUGGCGCUGCUGCCGACUUUGGCCGGUGUAAAGGGUUCAACCAGACGUCGCAGCAGCCGUGUACUGAAGCGGUGGACUUGCUGAAACUGGAGAUGUGUGCUUACCAUUUAGAUCAACGCCUCCGCCACUCUCAGAGCCAGCGACUGGAGCUUAGGGGGUCGGUGAUGCUCCGAGACCCUCAGUUUGCCGCCAGACGAGGCAAUAAUGACUAUAACGAACGCACUACCGUAUACCAGGGAGUAAGCCGUGAUCGUGAUAAGUACGAUAUGCCUAAGGACGUUGACCGGGAGAUGGCACGACGACGCAAAGCCCGCGACGAUAAGGCUAACCGCGAACUUGAGGAGCGGCUCCGUCAUGCUAGCGUUGCCAACCCGGCUCGCCGUACUCUUUCAUUGGUGAGAACACCGCCUAGACCUCUGCGAAGACUGCAACCGACGACCCCGCCGCUGCGAGGGCUGCCGACGAAAGGGUUUCUGGCGAAUAUGGUGAAGCAAAUUGGGUACAACCCAGUGGUGGAGCGUCAUCCGCACGAUGAGGUAUACACUAGUCCCAAGCGGAAGCGGACAAUGGACAUCCAGCAGCUCUACGAGCUCCUGCUGGCGAAGCUGACCGAGAAACAGUUGGACCUGCUGCCUCAGGAUAAGAAAUAUAAACGGCAAAAGUGGCUGGCAAACGUGUCGCAGCUCCGUCGGUACCAGAGCCGGCUCCAGUCGUCGGCCGAUAACCUCAACCGGGUGAUUGCUGAGAGCGGUCCUACAAAUAGCCAACGCGCUCACCUUAUGAGUCUUACCGGCAGCGGCAGUCCUGGCGGCGAUCUGAGUGACGACAGUGACGUAUCGAUUGAGUUCAAUUCUGAAGAUGCGAAGAAGGAUUUUCAACAACGUAUUGGCGCCCUCCGGAAACAAAAAUGA
Messenger RNA from Diutina rugosa, 1662 nucleotides. RefSeq lists its product as uncharacterized. The transcript has a single exon. Bases 1 to 1662 code for a protein of 553 amino acids. Gene Ontology annotation, cellular component: replication fork protection complex; nucleus. Gene Ontology annotation, biological process: DNA replication; DNA replication initiation. The record is from RefSeq and is a predicted model, not a curated record. Gene Ontology annotation, molecular function: single-stranded DNA binding; DNA replication origin binding. Lineage: Eukaryota; Fungi; Ascomycota; Pichiomycetes; Serinales; Debaryomycetaceae.